AUGCGUCGCCGUCCGCACAAGAAAGCCCAAACCGCCACUCCUCUCCCCAGUUCUGCCGGAUCCCCCACUCCAGAUGAUCCAGAAAAACUUGGAGUUACACAGGAUUCCAUCAACAAGGAUGGAAGUGGAAGCCAGCUCCUGAAGCCAAUGAGCAAUCAAGAAGAAUUAAUGGUCGCUUGCUGGUUGUCUCACCCUCCCUCCCACCAUGUGUUUGAACUCCAUAAUUUUCCGACACGAUACGCAACAAGUUCACCCCACACCUCACAACGGUUAAACCCCGCACUGGGAGCACACUCAGCUAGACCCCAUGAAACGCAAACUGCAUCUACAUCUUCACACUCAACCCUGACGACUCGUCGUCAUUGCCAGGCUCCCUUUUUCGCAAAUCCUAUGACAACCCGUCGUCUUAACUGCCUGUUGUUCACGCCACGGUUCGUCCAUCAGUCAAUACAGCGGGUCUACCCUUCGCAUCGAACCUUCCACUAUUCCCCUCGAAUUAUCUUCCAAGACUGUCAGACCCUUAUCACCAACGAUUAUCUGCUACCCCGCGACUCUCGCUCUGUUUUCAUGCGGUCGUCUACCUUUGCCUUGCCCCCUAGCAUCGCCACAUGA
This is a messenger RNA of Puccinia triticina, 612 nucleotides long. RefSeq lists its product as uncharacterized. Lineage: Eukaryota; Fungi; Basidiomycota; Pucciniomycetes; Pucciniales; Pucciniaceae. The record is from RefSeq and is a predicted model, not a curated record. Bases 1 to 612 code for a protein of 203 amino acids. The transcript is spliced from 3 exons.